AAAAAAAAAAUUUAUUAUGCUGCAAUUCAAGUGACAGUUUUGUAAAAGCUAAUGCUUUAACUUCGUUUGAAUAAUAUGGCCAAUAUCAGUAGCUCAAUCUGUGGCCUGCGUUCAGGCGGGAGUUCUGGACCUUUAAAUUUGAAUUUUGCCGGUUUGAAAAAAGCGAAGAGGCGCACUUAUGCUCGGUGAGCGGACUGAUGGUUUUGGCGGAAAGCUGUGCAAAGGUAAGCUUCUGAAAAACUUGUAUGUCUGCCUAAAUAAUAUUAUUAUUGUUAUUCAGCUUAGUGCAGCUAGUAUGCACAUUAGUUUAUGUUGUUUGAGGAGAAAUAUUUAACAGUUCAGCAGCAAAGCUCUAGCAGGUAAAAAUUUUUAAGUAAAAUGUUUUUGCUAAUAGUUUACCCGAAUGGAGCUUGCUAGCUAUAUGCCACUUGGUAACUAUCCGUAACACUAACUUUUGAUAUACAGUACCUGCUGCUGACAUACGUUCAUAUUACCUCGCCCUCGAGGUGGUACGUUACUAACGUUAGCUGCUGGCACAACCGUUAAUGGGGCUGUGAAAAACGUUCGCAAGUCACUCUCGAAGACGGCAAACAGUGCUUUAUUUGUAUUAAGGAGUUAGAUGACAAACGGUUAAAUGUCUGUUAACAAAGAUAUAGUGAUAAUAAUAAUGAUAAACCUCUGGCCAGAAUUACAUAGAGAGAUGGUAGGCUAUGCUUGUAUUAAGUACAACCUCAGCUUUUCUAAUAAGAGAAAUUCCGGUUAAAAAUACACUCAGUGCUUCCCAAUCUGAAAUAGACGAACUGCCACAGCUCGUUUAUCUUUUUACCUUUCACCAUUUCAUGUUUUAAUGUGUACCAUUUCAUAAUUCCACCAGAAUAUUAUUAUUACAUACUAUGGUUUAAAACAAUACUCUAACAGCUGCAUAUCGUAUUAUUUACUAUUAAGAAAAAAGAAGUAUACUUAAGUAAAGGUCAAGUAAUUGUAAAAGUAAACUUUUUUUAAUAAGUAUACUAGUAUCAAUGUACUAGUAGUGUACUUAUUGUUUUACUAAUUGCGUAUGGGACUAAACUGGCCCAUUUUCUAGUUUAUAAGAGUAUACUUUCCUUUUUUAAUUUUUAAAUUAGUAUGCAAAUAGCUCACUUCAAUAAACUUGUUUUUCAUAAGGGAAAUCCAAAACACAAUAUCUAUUAUUAUUAUUAGUAAUGUUACUACAGCUUGUAGUACAUAAUACUUUAGUGUACUACAGUAUUUUAUCAUUUGGGAUGAACAUAAUUCACAGGAAAUCCUUACAAACUGGUAAUAAAUGUGGAUUGUUUUUAAAAAAGACUUUGUUAGUAUUAAACAUUUAAAAUCACCAAGAAUAAAAGUAAUAUAGGGGUCUUGUGCAUUUUGGUAUGUUUUGGGGAAUCUAACAUCUCUGAAAUUUGGGAAGCUCUGGUCUAUCAGUCUUUAACUAAUGCUAACAAUAAUGCACAAAUUACAAAUUAGGCACAUGAUUUUAACAGUGUGCUUGUGUUACAGAAAUUUGCUGGUGAGGGGUAAAAGAAGAGUGGCAAGUGCACUGUCAACAUAAAGAUCAACAUCAAGUAUAAACUGCGGAGAGAGCCUGCCUUUCAUAAUCCCUGUAGCCAUGUUUCACAUUGUGGAGUUUCUGGAAACCCAAGAAGUUGAAGUUGUGCCAGCACUGUGGGUUGCAGAUGAAAUUUGUCAAUGGCCAGCUCACUACAAACCUGACGAAUUAGUGAAGGCCAUACGGAGCCAGGAGCAGCCUGGACACACAUGGGAUACAUUUCAUGUUCGAAUUUUAUAUACAGCUGCAAACUACAAAAGUGCUCGACUAAAACUUCCUGAAGCUGAAGCCCACACUGAUCUUCAAACAGCAGAGGAAGACGAGGAUGUCAAUCCAAAGAAAAAGCGAAAACGCCUACCAAACAUUCGCUUUGAAAGUGAGAGUGAGGAGGAAGUUGCUGUCAAACAAAAAAGGACAUUGCCUUCAGCCCCAAAAAUAAAAUUGCCGAACUUUGAUAUACCUCUACUGCACAAACUUCUUACAAAUCAAGAAAUGAUUUUGGAACAACUUAAAGUGAUUCAGAUGAAUCUGCAAAAAACAUGCCAACCUGCCCAGGGGCAGGAUCCCCUCAAGGGAGAAGUGCUGCCGCUGAAAGAUGUGACUGCCCUCCUUGCUUUGGAAAAACGUCUCAGAGAAGAGGAAGACCUCAAAAACAAAAUGAUUACUACCUUCAGUGUCAUUGGAGGAGUUGACAUUAAGGAUAGUGUUUGGCGAAUUAUGAAGCACUGUUUUACCAACACCCUUGCCAAACAGCUCAACUGGCGUGGCAUCAAUGGCAAAACAGCUUUCCAUGGACUGCAUAUGAAAGAUGUAAUAACUGGGACUGUGAGAAACAACAGACUUACAGCAACAGCAACUGAUCAAGAGGUUGAGUGCUACAUAAAACGAUGGCUUCACCUUGCAAGUGACCGAGAUGGAGGGAGAAGAGAAAGAGAGGAGCGAAGACGGACUCUCCAGAAAAACUAUCUGGCAAACAGGAGUGGACCGCCCAAGUGCCAUCAUUCCAUGCGGUAUGUGGGCCGGAUGUAA
Messenger RNA from Paramormyrops kingsleyae, 2599 nucleotides. The record is from RefSeq and is a predicted model, not a curated record. Lineage: Eukaryota; Metazoa; Chordata; Actinopteri; Osteoglossiformes; Mormyridae.